Molecule: messenger RNA, 1581 nt
Organism: Exophiala spinifera
Lineage: Eukaryota; Fungi; Ascomycota; Eurotiomycetes; Chaetothyriales; Herpotrichiellaceae
Exons: 1
Coding region: 1-1581 (526 amino acids)
Molecular function (GO): iron ion binding; heme binding; oxidoreductase activity, acting on paired donors, with incorporation or reduction of molecular oxygen
Source: RefSeq, a predicted model, not a curated record
AUGGCCUUUCUAGGCCUCUCUGCGAGUGUGUGGAUUGCGUUAGCCUUGGGCCUAUAUGCUGUCGCCUCUUCUUCCACGCAGGCCAGGAGGUUGAGAAAUAUUCCGGGGCCUUGGGUUUACGCCGCGACGCGAUUCCGGUUGAGCUUGGAUGCAUGGCGAGCUCGUUCCGUGCACGCUGUGCUUGGGAUGCACAGGCAGUAUGGGCCUGUCGUCCGCAUCGGGCCCAACGAGGUCUCCUUCAAUAGUCUCUCGGCGCUACGAACCAUAUACGGUGCCGGCAGCGGCUUUGAGAGGACGUCCUUCUACCGCAUGUUUGAUGUAUACGGUCAGAAGAAUCUCUUCACAUUCGAAUCGGGAAAACUCCACCGCGAGCGAAAGAAGCUGGUCAGCCACAUAUAUGCAAAUGCGGUGGUUCUGGGACCUGAAUUUUCCGCCAUGGUCCAGACGAAGGUGGCAGAAUUCAUCUCACUCAUCCACAGAGAGCCAGAUCAUGCAAGUGAGAUUUUCCGAAGUUUGCACUAUUUCUCCUUUGAUGCCAUCUCGGAAUUCGUCUAUGGCCCCGACCAUGGUGGUACUACAGCUUUGUCUGGGUGUAGGAAAUCUCAAGGGCUCAUCGCAGACAUUCUAAACCCAGCGCGGAGGAGGCUGGCGUGGUUUGCGAUUCAUUUUCCAGCUUAUACCAGAUGGAUCACCACCCGCACCGGAGUAUUGGAACGAGUUCUGACUUCGCUUGGCUUGAUGCCGAUGAAGAAGCCGUUUACUUACUCUGGAAUUCGCCAACAUGCUUUGGAAGCGUUUUACAGCUUUAAGGGUGCGCCGGCUGAGGUGCAGACCAAGGCUGCUGAGAACACCGUCAUUGGCCGCUUGUUCAAGGUGCGGAAAGAGGCCAAUCUGUCGGAUAUGGAUAUUGCUUCUGAGUGUGCUGACCAUCUUCUUGCCGGAAUCGACACGACGGCCGACACGUUGAUGUUCUUGAUCUGGGCCAUUUCGUUGCCUCAGCACCAGCAAUACCAAGACAAGCUGAGAGACGAGGUGUCGCGUAUCUCGGUCGACGACAAUGGCAUGCCAGCGCCGAAAGACUUGACUCGAUUACCUUACCUAAACGCGGUUGUGAGAGAGACUCUACGACUGUAUUCACCGCUGCCAGCGUUCGAACCACGACAGUCCCCGAUCGACACGAUCAUUGACGGGUAUGAGAUCCCGGCAGGCACCGUGGUUGGCAUGUCACCAUUCUGCCUGCAUAGAGAUGAGACUGUGUUCCCUUCACCGCUACAUUUCAAUCCUGAACGAUGGUUGACGGACUCCGGUGCGCUUGUUCCCGAAGCAGAUCUCAGGAAUCGCUAUUUCUGGGCCUUUUCCAGUGGUGCUCGCAUGUGUAUCGGGAUGCACCUGGCGAAUGCCGAAAUGUUGACACUAGUUGCUGCAUUGUACCGAGAGUUCAGGACAUCAACAAAACACCCGGACACGUCGCCAGGUAUCACAAGCAGGUUCGAAGUGUUUUUUGAUGAAACGAUGCCGAAGAUGGUGGAGCAUGAGUGCUGGAUUGAUUUCGCAAGUCUUGAGGUUGGCAACACGACAUAA